Molecule: messenger RNA, 393 nt
Organism: Gongylonema pulchrum
Lineage: Eukaryota; Metazoa; Nematoda; Chromadorea; Rhabditida; Gongylonematidae
Source: the annotation of a GenBank genome assembly
CGAGAAGAGGUGGAGCUGAGACGAAUCUUCCGAAUGGAACAGCAUAAACAUCAAGAGUUAGAGAAGGAGAAGAAAGAGAUUAAAAUGGUCGCGGAUAUUGACAAAGCAACUACUGCUCAGGAGCAGGAAGAACUGAAUCGCCAUCGUCUUGAGGCAGAGUUGCAAAAAGAAAAAAUGGAGAGCAUGCGGCGGCAAAAAAUUGUAGAUCAGAUGCGCAAAGAAGAAGCCGAUGCACAGAUCGAAUGGCUAAAAAAGGAGUUCGAAGAUUUCCGGCGGAAAGGUAAACCCGAGCAACAGCGUCUAAUCGAGCGCAUGAAAGCCGUCCAGAAUGAACUGCUGAACUCUUCCUGGGCAGUUUCUCGUCGCAAGGCCUCAUUGUAUUCCGAGCCAUGA